This is a messenger RNA of Pristis pectinata (smalltooth sawfish), 2872 nucleotides long. It is a transcript of the gene commd10, whose product is annotated as COMM domain containing 10. The record is from RefSeq and is a predicted model, not a curated record. Lineage: Eukaryota; Metazoa; Chordata; Chondrichthyes; Rhinopristiformes; Pristidae.
AUCAUGCCCGACAAAUUUAUUAGAGUCCCUUUAGGAAUUGUCAGCCAGAGUGCAUUGAGUACAGUAUUGCAGAGUACAGCAUUUGGAUUUUCAUAAGGUGUUCAACAACAUGCUACACAAAAAGUUACUUUGCAAGAUAACAGCCCAUGAUGUGGAUAGGGAGGAUUGGCUUGCUCAUAGGAAUAAGGGGGUCAUUUUCACAUUGGCAAUCUGUAACCAAAGAAUCAGUACAAGGAACAUAAUCAUUUACUAUAUUAAUGAUUUACAGGAAGGAAGAAAAUGUACUGUAGCCAAGUUUGCAAAUGAUGCAAAAGUAAGUGGAUAGGAAAACUAUGAGGAUGAUACCAACAAUUUACAGAGAGAUAUUGAUAGGUGAGUGGGCAAAACCUUGGCAGAGUAUAAUGUGGGAAAAUCUGAAAUUGUUCACUUUGGAAGAACGAUAAGAUUAUUAUUUGAAUGGAGAAAGAUUGAAGAAACCUUUAACACAAAGGGACUCUUAUACACAAAUGAUUCUCAUACAUGAAAUGCAGGAAGUUGGCUCACAGCUGCAGCAGGGUAAUUGGGAAGGCUAACAGAAUCCUGGCCUUUAUUUAAAAGUAGUUACAUAAAAGUUGGGAAAACUACUCUCAAAACUAAAUCUGUCACAUAUAGAGUACUGUGAACAGCUUUGGUCCCCUUAGUUAAGGAAAAAAAAAGAUAUUAUUAUUGGAGACAGUUUACAGAAGGUGUACUAGGAAGGAGGGAUUGUAUAAUGAAUGGGCUGGGUCUAUAGUCACUGGAGCUUAGAAGAAUGAGAGGCACUUUUAUUGAAGCAUAAAUGGUUCUAGGGGCUGGAUAAAUGCUGGGAGAAUGCAGCACAUCCGUACAGCUGCCUCACAGUGUCAGACAUCCCGAUUAAUCCCUGACCUCUGCUGUGUGGCGUUUGCAUUCUCUCCCUCUGUGACUUCGUGGGUUUCCCCAGGGGGUCCCGGUUUCCUCCCACAUCCCCAAAGGAAAGUUGGGUCAACUACGACCUUGCCGACCGGCCGAGGAGGAUCCAGGGCUGACCGGCCAACGCCUCUUCCUCUUGGGUCUUGUGAUCCAACAGCACAGACGGUACCGAGAGGGGACAUCCUGACCUGAUCCAUGUCGUUAGAUUGUGCUCCUAUGUUUCCCACAGAGGACAUACACGCCCAUCUUUGAAUAUUUUAAAGCAGAGACGGAAAGAUUCCGUUAAGCCAAGGUUAUCGCGGCGCACAGGGUUUACUCCCCAAUCAGAUCAGCCGUGAUCUUCCGCGACUGCAACAGCCGGCGUGCGAGGUCGAGCGGCCUUCACCUCAGCAACGGCUCCGCCCAGCUUCGCUCUCCGUGCGGAGCUGAGCCUCGUCGGCCGCCGUCGGAUAAGUGAUCAGCUGAUCGCCGGCGCGGCGGCGGGGAAGGAGUGGGCCGCUGGUGACGAGGUGCGGGCCCGGAGCGUCGGCCGCCACCGGGCCGCGGGAUGGCAGCGAUUGUCAAAGAGACCCAGAGUAUAAAGCAAGCAGUAGUGUUGAUAAAUGGGCUGGAUACUGGUAAAUUUCCACGACUACUGUCUCGCAUUCUUCAGAAGCUUCACUUGAAGGAUGAACAUUCAUUUAAUGAAGAAGAAAAAGAAAAACUUCAAGCAGCACUCUCUCUGGAAAAACAUGAACCGCUGGUGUUGGAAACUGUAUCUUUUAUCUUGGAACAGGCAGCCUAUUAUAACGUGAAGCCUGCUGCUCUUCAGCAACAAUUGGAAAAUAUCCACCUGAAUCAGGAGAAGACAGAGGCUUUUGCCCAGGCCUGGACAAAUAUGGGCCAAGAUUUCAUUGAAAAAUUGAGGCAAAACACAUUUGCUCCAAGAAAGCUUGAAAAAAUUGGAUGGUGUCUUAACCUUGAAAUGGGGCAGUCAACGCAAGCCAAAAUGAAGUCCCCUCAUGCUAUUCUUGAACUUGGAAUAAACAGUGAAGACUCUGAGAAUACAGAAAACAUUUUUGUGGAGUUUAACCAUAGAGAACUUCUAGAUUUUUACAAUAAGUUGGAAACUAUUCAAGCACAGUUGGACUCUCUUACAUGAACAAGAUGUACACAUCUGUGGGAAGCACACUUGUCAACUGCAAAUUUAAUAAUUAAGAAGUUUUCAUUACAUAAUACAUGCUGCAGAAAUCAAACUGUUUCCAUCAAGUUAUGCGGCAUUGCUACGACGUUACCACUUUUUGAUAUCUACACCAGUCAAUUUUUCUUGGCUUUCUCUACUUGUUACUGAAAAUUCAGUAGCACUUGAACUAAAUGCUGAUAGACCAAAAGGUGCCCUCAAUUGAUUCAGGCUUAUUGACUGCAUUUUAGGAUGCAUUGAUGUUCUGACCGUGAUGUGAUUUUGGAUUUAUCCUCUGCCAGAUUUAGAAAGGAUAUAUUUGAUUCAAAAAUACAAAUAAAAAUUGUAGCAUAGCUUUAGGAAAGAUUGAACAACAAUAAUGACUUUAACAUUAUUUGAUAUUGUCUUUUGCAGCUGGAUAAUUCAUGGGACUACUCUUUUAUUUUCUCUUUGUGUUGCAGUCUAUUGACAAUUUUGACUGUAUAAACCUGUAUUUGAUAUUUAUGAAUUUCAAGCUAUUAAUACAGAAAUCCUUCUAUAGAAUUGCACUUAAAGCUAUGUCAUUUUUUUGUUCUUGCCACAUUUUCCAUAUUGUAUGUGUUGAAAACUAAACAACAACCGAGAUAUGUUGCAUGCUAUGUCAUUGUUUAUAUUGCCAGUUGAAUUAAAGUGUCAGAACAAACCUGUUAGUGGACUCUAAAUGUUCAUGGAAUUUCAGGCUAAAAAUGAAAGGAUUGAAAUGGAAUCAUCUGCAUACAUUAAAAUAAAUAUGUAAAUGUUGAA